This is a messenger RNA of Xenopus tropicalis (tropical clawed frog), 6157 nucleotides long. It is a transcript of the gene atp2b2, whose product is annotated as ATPase plasma membrane Ca2+ transporting 2. The coding region runs from base 791 to 4432 and encodes 1213 amino acids. Gene Ontology annotation, biological process: calcium ion transmembrane transport. The transcript is spliced from 25 exons. Gene Ontology annotation, molecular function: nucleotide binding; ATP hydrolysis activity; ATP binding. The record is from RefSeq and is a predicted model, not a curated record. Lineage: Eukaryota; Metazoa; Chordata; Amphibia; Anura; Pipidae. Gene Ontology annotation, cellular component: membrane; glutamatergic synapse; plasma membrane.
CCAGCCUUUUCCCCGGACUCGUAGGGGUUUUUUUUUUGCUUCCCAUUGUAAGAAAGAGUGACAUGUCCCAGGGGAAGUGUUACAGCCACAAAUUACCCCAAACAAUGGUUCAGUCCACAUCUCUGGGCUUGUGUCUCCCCUGCCGCCUGGCUGUUGCAUGCAGGCGUGUGCGCUCCGUGUGCUCCUUCCCUCCCCUUUUUCCCCGUACAUUCCUUCUUCUUACACCGCUCCUGCACUGCUGCCAGUAAACAUCCUUCUACACAUCCCUUGUGAUCUCACUGCACCACUGGGAUGCUGUGACAGUUAAGUUCGGCUUCCUCUCCUCCCCCUACCUGCUGGGCUCCGAUGGUACAGUCUGCAGAGGGACUCCUGUAAUGUAUCCUGCUUUAUCAAUCCGCUCCAGAUGCUGAAGAGUGAUUACUCUGCUCCUGUGUCAUUGAAGUCAUUUUGGAUUUGUGAUGAUAUCUUAGCCAAGUGCUGCCGAGGGAAUGAACAUGCACUUGCUAGCGCCAGAGUUCAGCACGAUGGGAAGCGGUGAAUGGAAAGAAUCUAUUUUGCACCCUUGAAAAAAUUAAAAUCCCUUUGGGCUGUUGACUGGCUUGGGACCAACACUUCCAAGGAUCUUUUUUUCCUAGUCUAUUCCAUCAGAAGCUCGCUGGAUUGCCGCAUUACAGGAAAUCUGUCCGCAAAUCAGAAGGGUUCUGUGCAAAAUUUUCUCUUUAGUGUCCUAUAUAUAUUUUUUUAAUUUUUCUUCCUGGAAUUCUAGCCCUUAAGAACAAAGCACGUGGAAAUGGGUGACAUGAGUAAUAGUGAUUUUUAUUCCAAGAACCAAAGAAAUGAAGCCAACCAUGCAGCUGAUUACGGCUGUACCCUUAUGGAGCUGCGCUCCCUCAUGGAGCUGCGGGGGACCGAGGCAGUGGUUAAAAUUAAAGAAUGCUAUGCGGACACUGAUGGCUUGUGCAGGCGAUUAAAGACAUCUCCUACAGAAGGCUUGCCUGGCACAGCUGCAGAUCUAGAAAAAAGAAGGCAAACUUUUGGGCAAAACUUUAUACCUCCAAAGAAGCCAAAAACUUUCUUACAACUAGUAUGGGAAGCUCUUCAAGAUGUGACACUGAUUAUCCUGGAAAUUGCAGCCAUUAUAUCCCUCGGCCUCUCAUUUUAUCGACCUCCUGGAGGAGAAACUGAAGGUUGUGGCGGUGCGGCCGCGGGAGCAGAAGAUGAAGGAGAAGCAGAAGCUGGCUGGAUUGAAGGAGCUGCCAUCCUCUUGUCGGUUGUCUGUGUUGUACUUGUCACUGCCUUCAAUGACUGGAGCAAAGAAAAGCAAUUCAGGGGCCUCCAAAGCCGCAUUGAACAAGAACAAAAAUUUACAGUGGUCCGUGGUAGUCAGGUCAUACAGAUUCCUGUGGCAGAAAUGGUGGUUGGAGACAUUGCACAAGUCAAAUAUGGCGAUCUUCUCCCUACUGAUGGCAUAUUUAUUCAGGGAAACGACCUGAAAAUUGAUGAAAGUUCUUUAACCGGUGAAUCUGACCAAGUCCGCAAGUCUGUAGAUAAGGACCCAAUGCUGCUUUCUGGUACUCACGUGAUGGAAGGCUCAGGGAGAAUGCUCGUCACUGCUGUAGGUGUCAACUCUCAGACUGGAAUCAUCUUCACCUUGUUAGGAGCCAGCGAGGCUGAGGAUGAAAAGAAGGAUAAGAAAGGUGUGAAAAAGGAGGAAGGACCACAACUACAAGUUGGCUCCACCCAUCCACCCUCUCAUCCUCCUGCAGCCACAGAUGGUGCCGCAGGAGCAAACGCUAUUGAUAAUGCAAAUGCCAGCUUAGUGAAUGGCAAAAUGCAAGAUGGAAAUGUGGAGAGCAUCCAGAAUAAAGCCAAACAGCAGGACGGUGCAGCCGCAAUGGAAAUGCAGCCCUUGAAAAGUGCUGAAGGAGGUGAUGGGGAUGACAAGGACAAAAAGAAAUCUAAUCCCCACAAGAAGGAGAAGUCUGUGCUGCAGGGCAAGCUGACCAAACUGGCAGUACAGAUCGGGAAAGCUGGUUUGGUUAUGUCCGCCAUUACCGUCAUUAUCUUGGUACUCUACUUCGCCAUUGAUACGUUUGUAGUGAACAAAAGGCAGUGGCUGCCAGAAUGCACUCCAAUCUACAUCCAGUACUUCGUUAAAUUCUUCAUCAUUGGCGUGACUGUAUUAGUGGUAGCUGUCCCUGAGGGACUACCUCUUGCCGUCACUAUUUCUCUGGCCUACUCUGUUAAAAAAAUGAUGAAAGAUAAUAAUUUAGUACGACAUUUAGAUGCUUGUGAAACCAUGGGGAAUGCAACGGCAAUCUGCUCAGACAAGACCGGCACGUUGACCACCAACCGCAUGACGGUGGUACAAGCGUUUGUGGGGGAUGUGCACUACAAAGAGAUCCCAGAUCCUGACGGCCUUCCAGCGAAAACGUUGGAUGUGUUAGUGCAUGCCAUCGCCAUCAACAGUGCCUAUACCUCCAAAGUCUUGCCUGCAGAAAAAGAUGGGGGGCUUCCUCGGCAAGUUGGUAACAAAACAGAGUGUGGUUUGUUGGGGUUUGUCUUGGACUUGAAGAGAGAUUACCAAGUAGUAAGGAAUAAGAUUCCAGAGGAGAAACUCUACAAAGUGUACACCUUCAACUCAGUCAGAAAAUCAAUGAGCACUGUUGUUAAACUAGAAGAUGGCAGCUACCGAAUGUACAGCAAAGGUGCUUCUGAGAUAGUCCUAAAAAAAUGUUCUAGAACUUUAAAUGAGGCUGGCGAACCGCGGAUUUUUAGGCCCAGAGACCGUGAUGACAUGGUAAAAAACGUGAUAGAGCCCAUGGCAUGUGACGGACUUCGAACUAUCUGUAUCGCUUAUCGAGAUUUUCCCAUGAGCCCAGAACCUGACUGGGACAAUGAAAAUGACAUUGUCACUGACCUGACAUGCCUUGCCGUAGUUGGUAUUGAAGAUCCAGUCAGGCCAGAGGUACCAGAGGCCAUAAGGAAGUGCCAGCGGGCUGGCAUUACGGUCCGCAUGGUGACUGGUGAUAACAUUAAUACUGCCCGUGCCAUUGCCAUUAAGUGCGGUAUUAUACAUCCUGGAGAGGACUUUCUCUGCAUUGAAGGAAAGGAAUUUAACAGGAGAAUACGCAAUGAGAAGGGAGAGAUCGAACAAGAACGGAUUGAUAAGAUUUGGCCCAAGCUCCGGGUUCUGGCCCGCUCCUCACCUACUGACAAACACACUCUGGUGAAAGGAAUCAUAGACAGCACCCAGGUGGAACAGAGGCAAGUGGUGGCAGUGACUGGAGAUGGAACAAAUGACGGUCCAGCGCUGAAGAAAGCAGAUGUGGGGUUUGCCAUGGGGAUCGCAGGCACAGAUGUUGCAAAGGAAGCCUCUGACAUUAUUCUGACGGAUGAUAACUUCACCAGCAUUGUGAAAGCUGUAAUGUGGGGCCGCAAUGUGUACGACAGCAUCUCCAAGUUCUUACAGUUCCAGUUAACGGUGAAUGUGGUGGCUGUCAUUGUAGCCUUUACUGGGGCCUGCAUUACACAGGACUCUCCACUUAAAGCCGUGCAGAUGUUGUGGGUGAACCUCAUUAUGGACACCUUUGCCUCUCUUGCUCUGGCAACAGAACCCCCCACAGAGUCUCUUCUCCUACGAAAACCUUACGGAAGGAACAAGCCCCUGAUUUCUCGGACCAUGAUGAAAAAUAUCCUGGGCCAUGCAGUAUACCAGCUUACACUUAUAUUCACCCUGCUAUUUGUUGGGGAAGAUCUGUUCAAUAUCGAUAGUGGGAGAAACGCCCCCCUACAUUCCCCACCUUCAGAACAUUAUACCAUCAUCUUCAACACAUUCGUAAUGAUGCAGCUCUUUAAUGAAAUCAAUGCCCGCAAGAUCCACGGAGAGCGCAAUGUCUUUGAUGGCAUAUUCAGGAACCCUAUUUUUUGCACAAUCGUGUUGGGCACAUUUGCCAUCCAGAUAGUAAUCGUGCAGUUUGGUGGCAAGCCAUUUAGCUGUUCUCCCUUACAACUGGACCAAUGGAUGUGGUGCAUAUUCCUUGGAUUUGGAGAGUUGGUAUGGGGACAGGUUAUAACCAGCAUUCCAACAAGUAGAUUGAAAUUCUUAAAGGGAGCAGGUCAUCUCACUCAGAAGGAGGAGAUCCCAGAAGAAGAACUCAAUGAAGAUGUAGAAGAAAUAGACCAUGCAGAAAGAGAACUGAGGAGGGGGCAAAUUCUUUGGUUCCGAGGUCUCAACAGAAUCCAGACACAGAUUGAAGUAGUGAAUACUUUCAAGAGCGGCGCUUCCUUUCAGGGUGCUCUGAGGAGACAGUCCUCUACCACAAGCCAGAACCAGGAUGUAACCAAUAUUUCUAGCCCUAGUCACGUAUCGUUAUCCAAUGCUCUUUCUUCUCCUACCAGCACAUCAGCUGCAGCGGCAGGGCAGGGCUAGAGAUCACUGGACCAAAGGUUUAGCGAGAGAGUGAAAUAAAAAGAGAUCCGCGUCGUGAAGGCAUUCCGUAGCUCUCUCUAUGAAGGUUUAGAAAAACCGGACUCUCGAACUUCCAUACACAACUUCAUGACCCAUCCAGAGUUUAAGAUUGAAGACUCACAGCCUCAUAUCCCUCUUAUUGAUGACACUGACCUGGAGGAAGAUCCUGCCCUGAAGCAAAACUCCAGCCAGCCCCCUUCACCAAACAAGAACAACAACGCCAUUGAUAGUGGGAUCAAUCUCACAACAGAUACAAGCAAAUCAGCUACCUCUUCCAGUCCUGGGAGCCCUAUACAUAGCUUGGAGACAUCCCUUUAGCUGAAGAAGGCAUUGCAAAAUCAAAGUAAUAAUUCAUAAUCAUGGAAAAAGUUAUACCUGUGGCCUGGCUCAUUGAAGAUGUUUUAAUUCUUGGAGGCCAGCAACAGAUGCUCAUGGACCAGGCAGCUCUGGAAAUGAGAAUGUGGCAGAAUUUUAAUUGCCAUCAAGCCGCUUCCGUUUGGAAAAGAAAGACAAGCUAAGAAAAGACUCCAACCAACCAUGUUCCUGCAUGAAUGUACACUUGCAAUCCCUUCUCUGUACUGGUUUUAUCAUUUUAUUUUUUACAUGUUUCUGGGAUUUUCCAUAGGUGGGAGAGACCUUAAAAAAAAAAAAGACAAAAAAAAAAAAGCUUCCCAAGUCAACAGUAUUUAUCUGAUUAACUGAUAAAUGAGCCAUGGAACUGUAAACAGGGCAAAUAUGUCAUGCUCAAGAGACUUUAUAGUGAAUUACUAUUUUUGUUUUUCUUUUUGAAGAUGCAAGGCGCAGUGGAUUUGCACCAAUAAGAACAGAAGAACACAAGCAUAUGCGAAAGAUUUAUAUAGACGAGAGGUGUGUGUGCGUGUGUAUAUAUGUAUAAACCCCUCCAUGUAACUCCAAGGAGAAAUGUGUAUAUUGGCAUACCGUCACAAGUGGUGGAAAGGAUUCUGCCCAUGCAACAGUAAAUGCAUUUUUAGUCUUUAAAACUUUACAAAAAUGCAAAAAUCUGUGUACAAACCCUUUAUGCAUGCAUGUGAGAAGGGAAAUAUGUUGUUCCCUAAGAUAAAAUAUAUGAGGUCAAAAAGAAAUGAAGAAAAAAAUAUAAAAACAAAAAAAAAAAACUAUACUUAAUGCAAGCAGGGUGCACGAUAAAAAGGUAAUGUUUAUUUAUGUAUACCACUUGUAGUGGAAAAAAAAAUGCACAAAGCAGCAUUGGUGGAAUUCCAUGUAUCUACACAAAGCAUUCCAUAUUAAAAAUGUACAUAAAACCCAUGAUUAGAACUUGAAGACAAUAGGGCUGGAAGAACAGAAUGGACAUUCCGUCAUCUGACCAGCCAUGCGAUUCUUCAUCAGAAGAUCCAAAUUGUGUCUGAAUGGCAGACCUGCCAUUGACAUCUAUAUGGCGUUAAUGCCAAAAACAUGAGGAUUUGUAAAAACAAAAUCGUUUUUACCAUUAUUUUCCCCGUAAGGGGUUUUAAUAGCAAUAAUGCCCUGUGUGUCUGGCCUUCAUGGUUAUUACAUGACCUGUAUAGGCCCUCUCCUUUAACACGCUGUUUAGUUGCUUGUGUACUGAAAGGUUGUUCAAUAAGUACAUUUUCAUGAAAAUCAUAGAGAAUCACACUUAAAAGAGAAAAAAAAUAUACUUUGGCAUGUUGCCUUGUUUCUGCUUCA